Chelmon rostratus (copperband butterflyfish) is the source of this 3818-nucleotide messenger RNA. Its product is annotated as semaphorin-3D. The transcript has 18 exons. Gene Ontology annotation, molecular function: chemorepellent activity; semaphorin receptor binding. Gene Ontology annotation, biological process: positive regulation of cell migration; semaphorin-plexin signaling pathway; axon guidance. The record is from RefSeq and is a predicted model, not a curated record. The coding region runs from base 177 to 2648 and encodes 823 amino acids. Lineage: Eukaryota; Metazoa; Chordata; Actinopteri; Chaetodontiformes; Chaetodontidae.
CGCGUGGAGGCGUCAGGUGACCCGCUGCUGAACUGCCCGGUAGUCCGGGACCCGUCCUGCUGCUCGGCUGAAGCCCAGAGUCCAGACGCUCCUGCUCGCUGCAGCCACCUUGUGAUGUGAGCGGCUGGUUCAGCCUUCUGCAUCUAUCUGUCCACAUCAGUGAAGAUCAAUCAGAGAUGGCGGCGAUCUUAGCUGCAGCCCUGCAGGCGGCCGGCGGCGGAGGAAGAGGGGUGAAGUGUCUUCAGGUACUGGUGGUGUCUCUCCUCCCGCUGCUGUGGCUGCAACCUGCGGACUCCAGCACUGAUCCUGAUGCCAAAUCCUGGAGCCAGACCGGACCACGGCUGCAGCUGUCCCACUCAGACCUGACGAACAGCUCUGCCGUAUUCUGGGAGGGCGGAGUCAGCGGUGGAUACCAGGUCUUGCUGUUGGACGAGGAUCAAGGAUGGCUAUUGGUCGGAGGGAAGGACCACAUCUACCUGCUGAGGCCCGACAGCUUGGAUCUGCCCGCGAGGACGAUCCACUGGCCCGCUGCCAGAGAACAUGUGGAGCACUGCAGGCUGGCAGGGAAAAGUCUGGAGACAGACUGCGCCAACUUUGUGCGGCUGCUGCAGCCUUUCAAUAAGACCCACGUUUAUGCUUGUGGCACCGGCGCCUUCCAUCCUCAGUGCACGUACCUGCACUUAGGACACAACUCAGAGGAGCCGUCCUUCAUGCUGGCUCAUACAGUCGAGUCGGGCAGAGGAAAAUGUCCCUUCAGUCCCAGAGAGCCCUUCACCGCUAGACUGACUGACGGUGAGCUGUACGCUGGUACCUCGGUAGAUUUCAUGGGCGCCAACGCUGCGAUCUUCCGUACGUCUGUCCGGGGCCACAGUCAACAUUACAUCCGGACUGAAGCCUACGAUCACAACUGGCUCAACGAGCCGGAGUUCGUGGGCUCCUUCUCCAUCCCGGACACUCACAGUCCAGACGACGACAAGGUCUACUUCUUCUUCAAGGAGAGGGCGGUGGAGGCGGGGCAGUGGGACAGGAGGGUGUACAGCCGAGUGGCUCGAGUCUGCAAGAAUGACGUAGGCGGGAAGAGGAGCCUGAUCAACCGGUGGACCACCUUCCUGAAAGCCAGGCUGGUCUGUUCUGUCCCCGGUCCGUCCGGAGUGGACACUCAGUUCGAUGAGCUCGAGGACAUCUUCGUUCUGGAGACCAAAGACCCUCAAAACCCGACGAUCUAUGGUGUCUUCAGUACGUCCAGCUCUAUAUUCCGUGGCUCAGCGGUGUGUGUGUACUCCAUGGCGUCUAUCCGUGCUGCUUUCAACGGGCCGUUUGCCCACAAGGAGGGUCCAGACUACCGCUGGGUGGAGUACAAGGGCCGCAUCCCCUAUCCGAGACCUGGAACUUGUCCCAGCGAGACCUACGACGCCCUCCACAAGUCCACCAAGGACUUCCCAGACGAGGUGGUGAGCUUCAUGCGGCAGCACCAGCUGAUGUGGGAGCCCGUCCUGCCUCUGGGCGGCAGACCCGUCUUGACCAAAGUCAACGCAGCCUACAUGUUGAAGAGGGUCGUGGUGGACCGGGUGGACGCUGAGGACGGACCUUACGACGUUUUACACCUGGGCACAGAUGAUGGGAGGGUGGUGAAGGCGGUGUCAGUCAUCAAAGACAACUGGGACACGGAGGAGAUCAUUCUGGAGGAGCUGACUGUCUUCCAGAGUCCUUCUCCCAUCCUGAGCAUGGAGCUGUCGACCAAGAGACAACAGCUGUAUGUGUCCAGUGAGCUGGGUGUGGCCCAGCUGGGCCUGCAGAGGUGCGAGUUAUACGGGACCGACUGCGCUGAGUGCUGCCUGGCCAGAGACCCCUACUGCUCCUGGGACGGACAGACCUGCUCCAGAUUCUUCCCCACCAGCAAGAGGCGGGCUCGGAGACAGGAUGUAAAGUACGGAGACCCCUGGAGUCAGUGCCCAAUCACAGAGGACGAUUCGGACUCUGUGGAGGUGAAGCUGGUGUACGGUGUGGAGGGAAACUCCACCUUCCUGGAGUGCGUUCCUCGGUCGACGCAGGCGGAGCUCAGGUGGACGGUGCAGCACACAGAGAGCCAGCAGCAAAGUCUCAGUCAGACGCAUGAGAGCAGGGAGCUCUCUCAGGGUGAUGACAACCGCUCCCUCCACAUGAAGCGGGGGCUGUUGGUUCAACACCUGGAGCUGGCUGACGCAGGCCUCUACACCUGCACCAGCCGGGAGCACUCCUACAGCCAGGUCCUGGCCCGAUACCACGUCCACAUUAUCCCCAACGACAGCCUCCACCCAACCCGGCGCCAGCAGAACCACAGCCCGAACCACCCGGGCCCCGUGGUCCACGGGAAGGUCAGCCCAGCAGGGGUUGCCGGGUUCCUCGGCCAGUCAGGCCCCCAUCAUCCACCUCCGCCGCUGCCGGGACACAGGAACUCGUGGCUGCCCCAGCAUCCUCAGCAGCUUCCUCUAAGGAGCUACAAAGACCUGCACAUGGUGGGGACCAACAGUCUGAGCGUGGACGAGUACUGCGAGCAGCUGUGGUACCGCGAGAAACGCCGGCAGCAGAAGCUUCGCACGCUGAAGCUGAAACAGGAGAGCAGGAAAGCCCGGGUGAGGAGGAACAACCCUCCUGAGAUUCCCCUCUAGUCCCCUGGAGGACACAGAGACUGUCGAUGGACAACAGAUCCUGGACAUGCAGAGGACAAGCAAAGGGCUCAUCAAGCAAAUAAUGCCAGAGACUGACAGAAAAAAUGAAAAAAGAAGGUGUUAGUGUAUCCUCAUGCUGUUUUUUUGACAUUUAGACACAACAAAAAUGAAUAUGUAAAAAAAUGUAUAUUAUUAGCAGUAUAUUCAUUAUUGUUUGAGACAUAGCUUCAGUUAGGAAUGAAAUUCAGACAGUAUUAUGAGUGUAUAACACAAGACGAUAAACUGUGUAAUCUGUCCAUCUGACACGGUUCAAACUGAUCAUACAGUGGUUUACUUACGAACCAUCAAGUACAAGAUGCCAUUUGCUAAAAUAUCUGAAUAAGCUAGCUAAGCUAAUUAUCUUAUCAAUGCCAACAACUGUUAAACUUAACUGGUCUGAGUUUAAAGUUACCAUUUGUAGUGUUAGAGAGUCCAGUGGGUUAAAGUGGAGUCUUAACAGACUCUUAUGAAUGAACAAAUAUCCUCACUUCAACCAUCAUUUUUUCGAGUAUGUCCCUUUUUCUAUCCAAACUUUGAAAUUAGACCUUUCUACAAGCAGUUCUGCAGCUGACAGGAAAUUUGUUGCUAAAUUGCAAAUUCUUCAUUUAGGACCAACAAAUGGGAAAAUGUAUCAGGAUCUCACAGAAAUAUAUCUACUAUAUAUGCAGCAUAAAUGAACGACAGAAGACUAAACUGAAAAGUGUUUGCCCGAUUUACUGCCACACGUUUAACUGUUUAACAAAGACAGCUAAUGUUUUCUACAUGUAUUUAUGUUUGUUCUGAGAUGUAAUGUGAUCACCUAAUGGACUGAAUACAGACCUCCGUGGAAACGCACACAUGACAUGGACCUUUCUUCACAAAGCAUUAUGUAUAGCUUAUUAACUUUGCCAUGUAACUAAUAAUUAUUAUUCACAUCAAUGUAUAUUAAAGAACUCUAUUUUUGAUAGUUUUCUUUCUUUAUAAGCUAGAAUUUAGUCAAUUUGUUCAUUUGAACUUCUGUAUUUCUCGUAAGCAAACUUAAAACUUUUUUAAACUCUAAGAAGCCUUGAGAUCAAGAAGUGAGUAAUGAAAUUGUGUUUUACUGUUUGUGAAUAAGCCACAAAAUGAUGUAAAAUAAAAACUAUAAAAUCA